AAAAAAAAACAAAAACUAACAAACAAACAAUUUGUAUACUUUUUCUAAUGAUCAACUUUGCCAUUAGAAUUCAGUUUCGCUAAACAACUCAACUCGAACACUUAUAACGCAAAACAAGUUUUGUUUAAAGAACUGAUAAUGGUUUUAACAAAUCAAACUACUUACGAUAAAGUUAAUAAAAUAUGGUGCGGUAAAAAAACUAAAUCACGUUUUGGUCCGGAAUCGUCUGUUGGUUCAGUGAUUUAUGAAAGUUUACAAAAAGAUCCAGAUCAUAUAGCUCAGAUUUGUUAUCCCUCGGAUAAAAAAUACACUAAUAAAGAUAUAUUAACAUUAUCCAUACGUGUUGCUCAACAUUUGGAACAACUGAAACUAAAACAAACUGAAGUAAUUGGUAUAUGUGCGAGUAAUAGUGAUUUUCUAGCACCACUGGUAUUUGGUUGCAUGUUUAGAGGUUUAACUAUCAGCACUUUAGACCCCAGUUUUGAUAAAGAUGGUAUUAAACAUAUUUAUUCUAUUACAAAACCAAAAAUUAUGUUUUGUGAUGGUUCGGCUUAUCAUAAAGUGAAAGAAUCAUUUGCUGAAUGUGGUUUGACUUCGAAAAUUGUUACGGUACGCGAUCACAUUGAAGGUGUUCCUAGUUUGGAUAGAUUUUUAAAAGAAACUGGAAAUGAAAAUGAAUUUAAAUGUGUGGAAUUAGAAGAUGGUUAUGAUCAAACGGCUGUAAUCAUUUGUUCAUCUGGCACAACGGGACUGCCUAAGGGCGUAUGUGAAUCUCAUGCCAGUAUCUUAAACACACUCAAACUACCUCCUAGUGCCAGUAUACUUUCCUUUAGCACCAUUUACUGGAUAUCUGGCAUAUUUGCUCUCAUCACCGGCACCAUUGAGAAUAUGACACGUGUUAUAAGUUAUCAAGCUUAUAAUCCUGAAGAUGCUCUAGAGAUGAUUAAACGUUAUAAUAUUGAGCUGUUUCUGGGACCACCAAAUCAAUUGGCUUUAAUGUUAGCUUCGCCGAAAUUCGACAAAGACUAUUUGAAAAGUGUAAAAUUAUACUUUAUGCUAGGUAGUCCACUGCCCUUCCAAUUAGUGGGUAAAUUAAAAUCACACAUACCGGAUGCUUCGAUUUAUGUGGGUUACGGCAUGAGUGAAACCUGUGGCGGUAUUGCGGGAGGAAUAGCUGUUAGCAAACGUAACUGUGGACAGUUAUUUGAUAAUCUGGAGAUAAAAAUAAUCGAUGAAAAUGGUAGACAUGAGGAGGAGUUGGUAGUUGGUGAAAUAUGUGCUCGCACUCAGUAUAAGUGGUCGGGUUAUUAUGGCAAUCCUCAGGCAACAUCUGAAAUAUAUGACUCAGAACGUUGGGUUCAUACUGGAGAUCUGGGCUAUGUAGACAAUGGCUGUGUUUUUGUGGUUGAUCGUAAAAAGGAUAUUCUAAAGUACAACAACUUCCAUUUCUUUCCCAAUGAAAUUGAAAAUGUUAUAAUGGGACUACCAGAUGUCGUGGAGGUAUGUGUUUGUGGUAUACCCGAUGUUGUAACAAACAAUUUGCCAGCUGCUGCGAUAGUCAAGACCGCCAAUAGUACAUUAACAGAGGAACAGGUCUAUAAACAUGUCACUGUGUUGGCACAUUAUAAACACUUGCGUGGUGGAGUUUAUUUCGUUGACCAACUUCCGAAAACAAUGUCUGGAAAAGUUCUUCGUCGUAAAGUAGCGGAAUUGUGUACAGAGUUGUAUAGAGCAUAGAGCAUAUAGAUAUGUUUAUAAAUUUUUAACUAAUUAAGAUUUAUUAAUAUUAAAUUGUUAAAUAUAAAUGUUGAUUUUCUAUCUUUAUUGAAAAUGUGUAUAGGUGAAUCGUUAAAAUGUCAGGUUUGUGUUAUAUUUAGGCUAAACUCAAGAUAUUUCUUUUGCAUUUGAAAAUUUUAAAUGAGUUUAUUGGUAGCCCUGCUAUUUAUUUCUAUUUUAAAAAUAGUUUAUAUCGGUUCAAAAAUUUUCACUAAAAGAUGAGAUGUGGCAACCCUACCAAAAUAAGUCUUAUAAAAACUACAAAUAGUUACUAAUUGUAAGACCAAGCUUAUUUAAAUCAGUUCACUGUGACAAAGUAAUAGUUAUAUCAAUAAAAGAAACUUAAAAACAA
Lucilia sericata (common green bottle fly) is the source of this 2128-nucleotide messenger RNA. Its product is annotated as probable 4-coumarate--CoA ligase 1. Bases 139 to 1737 code for a protein of 532 amino acids. NCBI's taxonomy places the organism in Eukaryota, Metazoa, Arthropoda, Insecta, Diptera, Calliphoridae. Gene Ontology annotation, molecular function: long-chain fatty acid-CoA ligase activity. Gene Ontology annotation, biological process: long-chain fatty acid metabolic process; fatty-acyl-CoA biosynthetic process. The record is from RefSeq and is a predicted model, not a curated record. The transcript is spliced from 5 exons.